ACAGCCUUCAGCCUUCCCUUUCCUUGAUGUCAGUCUGGAAUAAUAGGUUAAUAGUCCGGUGUUAACAUUGUUAUCGUCUGCACUACAGUCAGGGGAACACACGUGAGGGUUUGAGGUUGUGUGUGUGUGUGUAGUCUGGCCACACAUCAAUGUAUUGCAUCACCAGAACAUCCUUAAGGCGCCUGGGAGAACAGUGGACAGGAGUGAGUUACUCCCAGGUGAAGUCAGUGUUUGAGUACAGUGAUGUGAGCAGGCGAGGGUUGUCUUCCAGCAGCACAACUUGUAGUGACCGUCAUGAUGACCCACCAAACUCACAAGACAACAAAAACCAAAAUUUUCGAAGGCAUAAAUACGCUAAUCCAUUACAGAGAACAAUUGGAAUAUUGAGUGAUGAUGUGAAGGGCUUCUUCUUUGGUGUACAGUCCAGAUUCCCAACCACAGGAAAGACCCUAGAUGGAGGAGACCCCAGACCUGAGCCCCAGGACAGACUGGGGGAGGUAUGGCCUUCUCACUGUGACGUGCUGGUGGUGGGCGGGGGAGUUAUGGGGUCAUCCAUUGCUUAUCACCUGAAGGAACGAGCUCUCCAAGGACUGAAUGUUGUGGUGGUGGAGGAGGAUCCUACUUAUACAAGAGCGUCUACUGUCCUCUCAGUGGGUGGCAUCCGGCAACAGUUCAGUGUGCCAGAAAAUAUCCAACUGUCAAUGUAUGGGAUGGAGUUCUUGAGGAAGGCUCCCCAGCUUCUAGGAGUAGAGGGGAUGGAUCCUCCUGAUAUGCAGUUCAAUCCCCAUGGUUACCUGACACUGGCAUCAGAGGCCGGGGUACACCAGCUGGAGGAAAAUUAUACAUUACAGAGAGACUUGGGUGCCAAGGUGGAUUUCAUGUCAGCGGCGCAGCUCAAGGAUAAGUUCCCGUGGCUGAAUACAGACGGUGUUGAAGGAGGAGUCUUGGGCUUGGAAAAUGAAGGGUGGUUUGACCCGUGGAGCCUCUUAUUCAGUUUACGACGUAAGGCUGUCUCUCUUGGUACCCAGUAUGUUAAUGGAAGGGUUACUGGGUUGGAGAGUCAGAUCCUUGAUGAUGCAAUUUUAGAAACAGAUUACAGAUCAAACGUCAAAAAUCUUCGAAAGGCUGAGAUUACACUUGCAAAUGGAGAAAAGCGCAAUAUUCAUUUUGCAAUAUUAGUGUUAGCGGCAGGAGCGUGGUCGGGUGAAAUAGGUCGCCUUGUGGGUAUUGGGAAGGGAGAUGGUGUAAUGGCCGCCCCAAUACCUGUAGAGCCGAGGAAAAGAUAUGUAUAUUGUGUCCAUGCACCAGAUGGUCCUGGACUAAACAGCCCAUUGGUGAUUGAUCCUAAUGGUACUUACUUCCGGCGUGAGGGUCUAGGCGGCAACUACCUCUGUGGACAGUCCCCACAUGAAGAUAAUGAACCACCAGUUGAUGACCUGAAAGUUGAUGAAAAGUUUUUUGAAGAUGAAGUAUGGCCAACAAUAGCCAAUCGUGUUCCUUCUUUUGAAAAUCUAAAGCUUCAUACCUCGUGGGCUGGUUACUAUGAUUAUAAUACCUUCGACCAGAAUGGCAUCAUUGGACUCCAUCCACUUGUCUCCAAUAUGUUCAUUGCUACAGGCUUCAGUGGUCAUGGUAUCCAACAAGCAGCAGGUGUGGGCCGAGCUAUCAUGGAAUGCAUCUUACUUGGGGAGUACCGCACCAUCAACCUGGAGCGCCUUGGUUUUGAGAGGAUCCUUUUGAAUGAACCUUUGUAUGAGAAAAAUAUAGUUUAAUAAUGUUAUUACAAGUAAUUCUGGAAAGUUACACAAAUCUAGAUACAGUAGUUGUUCAUUAAUGAUAAAUAUUAUUAUUGUUAAUAAAGUUACUUUUAUCAAUUGAAUAUAGAACUCCAAUGAUCAUCUUUUCAACAAGAUUUAUGGUUAGAAAUUAUUGUGUUAAGAUCAGGGCGUGAUUGCAUCAGAUGUCAGUCAGCCAUGUGAUUUUAAAUUAAGAUUUUACGAAACUGUACAAAUUCUUCACAUUUUGGUCAAAAUUGACCUUAAAAUAUAAAAAUAUUUGAAAUAAA
This is a messenger RNA of Homarus americanus (American lobster), 2065 nucleotides long. RefSeq names its product FAD-dependent oxidoreductase domain-containing protein 1-like. NCBI's taxonomy places the organism in Eukaryota, Metazoa, Arthropoda, Malacostraca, Decapoda, Nephropidae. The coding region runs from base 150 to 1772 and encodes 540 amino acids. The record is from RefSeq and is a predicted model, not a curated record. Gene Ontology annotation, cellular component: cytoplasm. Gene Ontology annotation, molecular function: oxidoreductase activity. The transcript has 8 exons.